UACUUCCUUGUUAGACUUGUUGCUUAACAGGUACGAGCGUACAGCGAAGUAUUGCUGUUGCCGAACUUGGUGAGAAACUUCUCCACAGAGACAAUCAUCGACUACUGACUUGUCAUCAGCUGGGAUCAACUCCCCUGGAUUGGUGGAACACCUCUUCACCCGGUCAGUGAUGGGUUUCAUACCAGAUGAUCGGUGUUCAUUGAAAACUAAAGGACUGUGGAUUUGUUUCUUUCUGACUUACCUGUAUGGCGCAUGUCAAUCAGCUUCAGCAGAUAACUGUUCGAUGGCGUUGACCGCCAGUGAGGGUAAUAUUACAAGUCCUGGUUACCCUGGCAGCUACAUCAACAACCUCGACUGCACGUAUGUCAUCGUGGGCGAUGGGCAGAACCACACAAUCACCAUAGACCUGGUUGACCUGGCUCUGGAAACAGUUUCCGGUUGUAGCAACGACUGGCUCAUUAUAGACGGUGGCCCAAAACUGUGCUAUGCUACACCGUUCCAUAAGACAUAUGCCUUUAGGGAUAGAUUCGUCAUCAACUUUAGAAGUGAUACCAGCAACACUGGAAGAGGGUUUAAGAUACGAUAUGCUAUUGACGUAAACGACAACUGCACUUCCAUCCACUUAAAGACAUCUGGGCAGAUAUUGACGCCAUGUUACUCCUGCAACUGCACCUACAACAACUGCACCAACACCAUCAUAGCCAGUGGGAAGUUACAAAUACUAACUCUCAACUACACGACCAGCGCUAACUGUGAUCUCGGAUGGUUUACCAUAGAUGGCGGACCAAGGAUAUGCACCUCAACCCCUUUUGCAACAAUCUAUGCAUUUUUUGGCAGUGUAGACAUUGUGACCCAUGAUGGAGACCGAUCUGUAGACUCUUGUGGUGGCUUUGUUGUCAACUACGUUGUUGAAGAGAGCUGCUCAAUGACGUUGACCGCCAGUGAGGGUGAGAUUACCAGUCCUGGCUACCCUGGCAACUACAUCAAUUACCUCAACUGCACGUAUGUCAUCGUGGGGGAUGGGCAGACCGAGAGCAUCAUCAUAGACCUGGUUGAGCUGGACCUGGAAACAACUACCAACUGUUACUUGGACUGGCUCGUUAUAGACGAUGGUCCUAAACUGUGCUACCCUACACCGUUCAAUAAGACAUAUGCCUUUCUGGAUAGAUUCGUCAUCAAGUUUAGAACUGAUUACAGCGUCACCAGAAGAGGGUUUAAGAUUCGAUAUUCUUUUGACAGCGACGCACACGACAACUGCACUUCCAUCCACUUAAAGACAUCUGGACAGAUAUUGGCGCCAUGUUAUUCCUGCGACUGCACCUACGACAACUGCACCAACACCAUCAGAGGCAGUGGGAAGUUGCAAUCACUAACCCUGGACUUCGUUUCUGUCAACUUCACGACCAGCUCCAACUGUGAUCGCGGGUGGUUUACCAUAGAUGGCGGACCUAAAAUAUGCACUUCAGUCCCCUUCAAAACAACCUAUGCAUUUUUUGGCAGUACAGAUAUUGUGACUCAUGGCGGAGGUCGGUCUGUUGACUCUUGUGGUGGCUUUGUUGUCGACUACGUUGUUGAAGUUGAUGGUGGGUUGACCCAGUGGAAUCAGUGGUCAGGUCUAACGUGUACAAGAACGUGUGGAGUUUCCGAAAGUAGAACUGUAGUCAGAACCAGGUCCUGCACCAACCCAGCCCCUCAGAAUGGCGGAAACAACUGUACCGGAUCAACGUUUGAAGUCCAAAACAGGAAUUGUGGAUUUUCGGCGUGUCCAAUUAACGGAGGCUUGACACAGUGGACUCAAUGGACCGUUCCAAAUUGUACACGAACCUGUGGUUCAGCUGCAACCCUCACUGCAACAAGAACAAGAUCAUGUACAAAUCCUGUCCCUCAGUUCGGUGGUAGAGACUGCACAGGUCUAGGGAACGUGUUCGAAAACCAAGUCAGGAACUGUGGAUUGACGGCCUGUCCAACGGAUGGCGGAUUAUCACUGUGGACACAAUGGAGCAUCCCAUCUUGCUCUGUCACCUGUGGAACGACAGCUUCCCGAGUUGUUACUCGAACCAGGAGCUGCACCAACCCUCCCCCUAGUGAUGGGGGUAGAGACUGUAUUGGUCUCGGAGCCACAUUUGACAGCGAAACGAGAAACUGUGGUCUAAGCCCAUGUCCAAUUAACGGAGGCUUGACACAGUGGGCUCAAUGGAACGUUCCAAAUUGUCCACAAACCUGUGGUUCGACUGCGACCCGCACUGUAACGAGAACACGAUCAUGUACAAAUCCUGUCCCUCAGUUCGGUGGUACAGACUGCACAGGUCUAGGGACCUCGUUCGAGAACCAAGUCAGGAACUGUGGAUUGUCGUCCUGCCCAACGGAUGGUGGAUUAUCACUGUGGACACACUGGAACAUCCCAUCUUGUUCUGUCACCUGUGGAGUGACUGCUACCCGUGUUGUUACUCGAACCAGGAGCUGCACCAACCCUCCCCCUAGUGAUGGGGGUAGAGACUGUACUGGUCUCGGAGCCAUAUUUGACAGCGAAACGAGAAACUGUGGUUUAAGCCCAUGUCCAAGUAAUUAUUAACUUCCAUUGUCUUUCUUAUUCCUUACAAAGUUCUAAAUGAUGGAUGUAGCUUACAUGUGACAGAUGACGAGUAGAAAAUCACUGACAUUAAAAUGUGUGGCACACAGAUAAAGAUAUGAACUUAGCUGUAAAUACUGUUACUUAAAGUACCCUGCAAUUCACGUUCACAAAGCUUUAUGUGUACUAUGUCUGUUGUUGCCAUUAAUAUGUAUGUGUAUGUGUGUUGUAAUGCAGAUGUUCAUUCUUUGGCGUGGAGGCGUUUUAUGUAGACACAUGACAUCCUUGCCAAAGGGCAUGGUGGUUUUGGUCAUUGUAUGAUUUUCUGACACUAACACUCAAUUUUAAUUUGGUGCAGGUGAAGCACUUCCGUGAGAUCUUAAAACAAUAUACUAGUAUUUGCACACACUUUCUUUGUUUAACAAUGAAAAAACUAUAACUGUUACUGAAGCCAUUUUGGACAAGGGUAUGACUUACUUACAAUAUUCUAUCAUUUUACUACUCUCUCACUAUAUUGACCCGUGAAGAUCCGGGAUAGAAUAGGUCUUCAGUAACCCUGCUUGCUGUAAAAGGCGACUAUGCUUGUCGUAAGAGGCGACUAUCGGGAUCGGGUGGUCAGACUUGCUGACUUGGUUCAUGCAUGUCAUCGUAUCCCAAUUACGUGGAUCGAUGCUCAUGAUAUCAAACACUGGAUUUGAUAACUGUUCAAGUUUGCAUUUGUUAGAUGUAUAACGUUUAUGUAAAACUAUUAAUGUGUACCCCUUACCUAUAUAGCGUAGUAAGAUGUACGCCCUAAAGUUUGACGGUGUGAAUGGCUGAGCAAGAGAUGGGAGUUUGCAAUAAGAAAAGUGAUGCUCACUGCAUGCUGCGCAAUUUUUUUCUAAGAUACCAACGUAGGCAAUCAUAGUUGCAUCCGAUACUUUAGGUUUUCUUACUAACUUAUUCAGCUUGCUUUCUUUUAUUGCUAUGUGAUAUCAUUAAUACUGCAUCAAUUUGGGUGGCAUGCGAUUGGUAUCUACGCAUUUACUAUAUCAAACAUUUAGUAUGAUGCAAUACAACAUAACCUUUUGGAUUGUAUCACAAAGUCUUCUGUAUUUAUAUGUCUGCACAUAAACUAACAUUCGAUAGAUUCAUAGCUAGCUGUGUCAGGCAUGUGUAUAAUGUGGUCUGUUCACAAUCUUUGAUAUGCUAUCUUUUGAACUAUUCUGUACAUGAGUGCUCUCAAUCUUUGCUAUGCUAUUGUUUAAGUCAUUUUAUACAUGAAUGUACACAAUCUUUGCUGUGCAUUUAUUUUAAAUUAUGCUGUGUUUGAAUGUAUGACACAAUAGUAAGGUGCAUCUCUAGCAGAAGGCACAAGAGACACGCCUUGCCACAAGAUGAAAAUUCAGCUGCAGAGAUGUCAGUCCAAACAGCAAUGAUGGAGGGUAGCCAUCUGAAUACGGUGAAUGUUAUCUUAGAUGCUCGUGGUUCUAGAACGUAAGUAGUGUGUUGUUGCUUUGACAAUGAGAGUGGCAUUAUAACUUCCGGUCCAAGAUAUAGUCUUCGCCUUAAUUGUAACGUUUCCCCUUGAGCUAAACAGAAAACAGAUAAAAGAUUCAAAAUUAAUUACAUUUACAUAUAUGCAUAUAUACUUGUAUAUAUAUUGUUUGUUGUUUAACGCAGCACUUGAUGACGGCGGUCUGUAAAUAAUCGAGUGUGGACCAGACAAUCAAGUGAUGGAUAUCAUGAGCAUCGAUCCACGCAACGGGGAUCGAGGACAUGUAUCAACCAAUACAUAUCUGCCGAAGGGAAAUGAACGAACCAGGCCAAGUGCUAGCUCCUGAACAGAUAUGCACUUCAUUAUGUUCCGCUCUCUGCCUCCUUACCUUCACAGGGUAUUGUCCAUCGGGAUCCUUAAUAACACGACCAUAGUGGCCAGUUUACACAAGACGAGAAUGGUUCCCUGUUAGACUGCAGAGAGAUACUAUUGGGAUACAGCAGAGUGAUGGGUCUUGAUGCUGAUGAGAUCAUUCUUCACAGGAAGAAUAUCACUUUAAAUCCUUUGGUCAAGGAACUAUCAGCGAAACAUCCACAGGCAGCAGUGUUCCACUUGACAAGUAAUUUCUUCUACUCAAGUCACGGCAAAACCAGGGACCAUUCUUCUGGCAUGGAACACCUCGACUACUCCAGGUCUACCACAAUGGAGCUCCAUCAGGACCUCUGUUUUCCUGACAUAGUGACGGUUCCAGAAACGCUUCUUGUCAACGCUGAAUUCCCCUACUAAGUGUAGGUCGUCAGGGACGUCAGUGGCUGUGAUGUGAGCCAAAUCAACUGGUACAGAGUCAGGAUUACCCGGUUCAAUGUAGUCAUCACCAUCAGACCCCGUGAGUCCCAGCUGGUGGCGUCAUUCAUCAUACGUUUGUGGCGUGUGCUUCCAUUCACACUCGGUUACUGACUCGGUCACCUCUCAGAAGCCCAUAGAGAUGAACUGCCCCAUAGAGAUGAACAGGCGAUGAAAGAUGUCAUUUUUGACCAUUUAUCUUCAUUUGCUGCUCUCCUGGUGUGGACCCCGUUUGUUAGAGGACAAGUGAUGUUGAUACCAACGUCCAGAUCAGACUAGGCGUUAUCACGGGUUUCCAUUGAGAUGCCAACAAUUAAGGUUAAAUUCAAAUUGUAAAGUGGCGAACAGUUGAUGUCAUCCGACGUUUUGUUUUGUAAUUUGUGAUCUGGCGGUUGAAUAAACAUAUUGAUCACAUGUCUUGAUGACUGUGUGUCAUCGUACCAUGA
Messenger RNA from Haliotis rufescens (red abalone), 5335 nucleotides. RefSeq names its product cubilin-like. NCBI's taxonomy places the organism in Eukaryota, Metazoa, Mollusca, Gastropoda, Lepetellida, Haliotidae. Bases 170 to 2572 code for a protein of 800 amino acids. The transcript has 21 exons. The record is from RefSeq and is a predicted model, not a curated record.